AAGCCCUCAAGAGACCUCGAGUUUAAUCAAAAUCUAGGUCUCUUGACUUCUCCUUUUGGUGAGAGAAUCUAUAACUACGCUCGUAGAGAGUGAUUCGAAACACAUACGACCACUGGACUACAAGAUAUCGCAAUGUCUCUCAAUGGAAAGAUCGCCAUAGUGACGGGAGGGGCUCGAGGAAUCGGUGCUGGCAUAGUUCGGGCUCUUGCUAAACAAGGUGCAAGUGUUGCAUUCAGUUAUGUCUCUCCUUCCUCCGAAGCUGUUGCCCUCAAACUGGUCGAAGAAGUGAAGGGGCUCGGGGUUCGAGUGACGUGCAUCCGCGCCGAUAUGGCAUCUCUUGAGGCUCCCUCUCUUCUUCUGAAAGACGCUUUUCAAGAAUUCCAAACCGACAAGAUCGAUAUUCUGGUGAACAACGCGGGUGUCGGAGGAAACGCACCACUCGAAGAAGUCACGAUUGAAGAUUAUGAUCGGCUGAUGACAGUCAACGUUAGAGCAGUCAUCUUCAUGACUCAAAGCGUCUUACCUCACAUCAACCGCGGUGGUCGUAUUGUCAACCUGUCUUCCAUAUCUGCACGUGGUGGCUACCCAACUCAAUCCGUAUAUGCCGCAUCCAAAGCUGCUGUCGAAGGUCUUACACGGGUCUGGGCCACAGAGUUGGGCCACAAAUACGGGGUAACGGUGAAUUCAGUCAACCCCGGCCCUGUUGACACCGAUAUGUACCGUGCUGCCGGAUCCGUGCAUCUUACGAGGAUGGAAGAACAGAAUAAGAAGGUUCCAGCUGAACCCCGAUGCGGAACGGAGGAGGAUGUGGCAGAUAUUAUUGUGUUCUUGUGCGAAGAAAGAUCGCGCUGGGUGACUGGAGACACGAUCUGCGCGAACGGAGGUAUGGUUUAUACAUAAAAGAAGAAAAGUUGUGUAUUGUAUAACCUUCGCGGAGUCGGCGGUUCUCCCAUGUUAAAAUACUCAACAAUACGUAACUUCAAUCAAUAGAGAUCUCGAAUGGG
This is a messenger RNA of Colletotrichum acutatum, 1004 nucleotides long. RefSeq lists its product as uncharacterized. Gene Ontology annotation, molecular function: oxidoreductase activity. The coding region runs from base 133 to 900 and encodes 255 amino acids. The record is from RefSeq and is a predicted model, not a curated record. The transcript is spliced from 2 exons. Lineage: Eukaryota; Fungi; Ascomycota; Sordariomycetes; Glomerellales; Glomerellaceae.